This is a messenger RNA of Trifolium pratense (red clover), 1190 nucleotides long. RefSeq lists its product as uncharacterized. NCBI's taxonomy places the organism in Eukaryota, Viridiplantae, Streptophyta, Magnoliopsida, Fabales, Fabaceae. Bases 19 to 960 code for a protein of 313 amino acids. The record is from RefSeq and is a predicted model, not a curated record. The transcript is spliced from 2 exons.
UGGAGCCGAGCCAUUACCAUGGCACUUGAAGCCAAAAACAAACUUGGUUUUAUUGAUGGCAGCCUCGUUAAACCUGAACCUAACAAUGCAAAUUUCGCCUUUUGGGUCCGGUGCAAUAGUAUGGUUCAAUCUUGGCUCAUACAUUCCACUAUCCCCACCAUAGCCAAUUCCAUCCUAUGGAUUAACAGUGCUAGGGAUAUAUGGCUUGACCUCCUUGCUCGAUUUACUCAAAAAAAUGCACCUCGCAUUUUUGAAAUUCGCCGAGCCAUUGCAAAUCUUUCUCAAGGAACUAAAUCAAUUUCCACUUAUUAUACAGAACUCAAAGCUUAUAAAGAUGAGCUUAAUUCUUAUCAAACUCUUCCCGCUUGUGUUUGCGGUGCUGUACCAAAUUUCAACGAGGUUUAUACGACUGAACAUCUUAUGGAUUUCCUACAGGGUUUAAAUGAUUCAUAUACAUCUGUUCGUAGCCAAAUACUACUCAUGGACCCUCUCCCCUCUGUUCCCAAAGCAUAUUCCCUCCUGUUGCAAGAAGAGCGUCAACGUUCCAUAUCGGAUUCACGUUCGGUUUCAAUAGAUCAAUCAGCCAUGUCUGUUCAACAAUCAAAUUCUUUACAAGAGGCCAGUUCCAAACCACAUUAUUACUGUUCCAUUUGCAAGCUUGAUGGGCACUCAGACAGUCGUUGCUACUCAAAGAUUGGUUAUCCUUCUUGGUGGAAACAUAAUAUUGGCUCCAACAAACCUCGUCGUGGUUCUUCUUCUCGUGACGGUCGCGGAACCAGACCUUCUGCUUCACCGGCUCGUUCCAAUGCUGCUGUUGUUCCAUCUCCGGAUACUCAGUCUUCAUCUAGUUUGACUCCAACUCAGAUUCAACAGCUACUCUCUCUCCUUCAAAAUGGUAACAAUCGACCACUUGCAAAUUUCGCAGGACCAGAGGACGAAGAGGAUUACUGUGAUGGGUGAACAACAUAAGGGCCUCUACACAAUGAAUAAUCCUGCAACAAAUUCCAUUUCUACUGCUUUAUUUAGUUCACACUUUGAUUUAUGGCAUUGGCGCUUAGGACAUCCAGCCCCAACUUUAUCUUCACAGUUCAAUAAUUUAGAUACUAGCAUUAAGUUUUCUAAUAAAUGUACUUGCACUGUUUGUCCUUUGGCAAAACAGUCUCGUUUGAAAUUUCCAUUAAGUUGCAUCU